Messenger RNA from Acytostelium subglobosum LB1, 1821 nucleotides. RefSeq lists its product as hypothetical. The transcript has 6 exons. NCBI's taxonomy places the organism in Eukaryota, Evosea, Eumycetozoa, Acytosteliales, Acytosteliaceae. Gene Ontology annotation, molecular function: lipid binding. The record is from RefSeq and is a predicted model, not a curated record. The coding region runs from base 1 to 1821 and encodes 606 amino acids.
AUGGACAAUAAUAAUAAUAGUAAUACAGUUCUUAAAGAAGAGGUUGAUACAGUUGAAAAAGAAGAUGUUGAUGAUAUUAUAGAUAAAGAGUCUAAUGAACAACAACAUGAUGAUGAUGUUGAUAAAACAACUGAACCAGUAAAGGUUUCUGAAGCAGACUCUGAGGUCUACCUGCAGGGCAAAGAGUUGGUACAGCAAUCAAAGACACUGCUGGAUCAAAUCAAGGAGAUGGAGAGUGGAAAGGAUCUGUUCAAAGAGGGCAACGCCAUCGUAGAGGCAAUAGUCAAGCGAGAGGAAGCCAAACAGUUGAUGGAAAAGGGCAUGGCACUGCUCACACAGGUCAAAGAAAAUGACGACGCCAAGAAGAUAAUAGCAGAGUCCAAAGAGAUGGUUACAUUCUUCACCAACGAAGAGAAGGUCAAGAGUCUGCUUCAUGAGGGCAAGCAACUACUUGAGAACAUUAAAUCAAAGGAUGCAACAGUCACCAGGGAACAGGUAGAGUCAUUGUUCAAACAAGGCAGUACAUUGUUAAAGGACUUUAAGGAUAAUGAACAGAGCUCAUUAUACUUGGAGAAGAUGAAGAAGAUGUUCUUUGACCUCAAAGAGGAGGAGUCUACAAGAAUCAAGCUCAUGGCAGGACUUGAGGAAGGCAAGAAAUGGGUCGAGAACCUCAAAGCCAAUGAUCCCUAUAUCAAGUCAAUUGUAGAUGAAGGUGAACAGAUAUUCUUACAGUUGAAGAAUAGUGAGGAGUUCAACUCAUUGAUUGGUGAUGGCAAGAAUGUAUUGAUGGACUUCUUGACAGACGAGAACAAACACUUCUCGCGUGACUCUCCAGAGUUGUUGAGUUUGUUGCAGCGUGGUGGUAAACUUGCAUCCAAUGUUCAAGAGACACUCAAGUCCAACAAACUGGUUGGCGAACUGACAGAGAAGGAGGACUUUAAGAACAUCCUAGCCAAAGGCAACAAGUUUGUCUCUGAAGUCAAGUCCAAGCAGCAGUUAUUGGACUUCCUCAAACAGAACAAAGACUUCAUCAAGGAGAUUAAGAACACUAUUGUACCAUUUAUAACAGACCAAUUACUCAAGGUUCAGAUGCCUGUGGUCACUGGCAUCAACAAAGGAUUCAAUUAUGAGUUGUCAGACCUGAUAUUCGCUGGCCUGCGUAUCCUACCAGAGAAUGUAAACGUUGACUUUGAUGAAGUGAACAAGAGUAUAACAGUGGCAGUUAAUGACUUUACAGCGCAACUCAAGAACUUCUCUUGGAGUUACAAACAGGAUGGAUUCCCAUUCUUGAAGGAUACUGGAUUGGCAUCUGCAGAUGUACAGAAAGGAUGUUGUUCACUCUCAUUCGAGAUUGAUACUCGUCCUGAUACCAAUACACCAGAGAUCAAGAUCACUGAGAUCAAGUUUAUCCUUGAGCAUUUGGAGAUUGUAGUUGGCAAGGGAAAGGCUAAAUGGUUGUACAACUACUUGAUAUCAAAGUUCUCAGAGUCCAUCAAGAAUACGGUGGAGACAAAGAUCAAGAAUACGAUCAGUACACAUUUGAAUACGUUGACUGGAAAGAUCAAUACGGUGGUCGGUGAAUACUGGGAGAAGUUGAUGACCAAACUGAAGGGUUCACCAACAUCACCAAACAAGAUCCAAGAGCUUGAUGAUGCAAAUGCCAAUGCCAAUGGAGAAGGAGUACGUUCACCACUGGCCAUUGAGAACAUUAGUAGCAACAGCAAUCCAACAUCACCAAUUGUUCAGACCAACACCAAUCCAAUCACUGUUGGUAAUGCAUUAGACAGACUAGAUGUUGAACAACAGGGCCUCAUGAAGUAA